AUGGCCUCCCUCAGCUCUGCGUACCGUGCCAUCGGCACCUACGUCCAAGGCCACGGAGAGCCCUGCUUCGAGGGUGACCGGCGGCAUGGCCACUUCGGGGCACGGGCACAUGAGGCCUUCGGGUACCCAGGGUCUCCGGGCACCAUGUGUCCCUGCAGCUUGGGCACCUGGGUGCACGCUCAAGGUGACACCUACCAGGUGGUGGCUGACGUCAGCCAGUUUGAACCUCCUGACAUCGUGGUGACAACCUCCAACUGCCAUGUUGCCAUUCAGGCUGAGAAGGUGGCCGAGGAUGGCACCGUCUGUGACACCUUCACCCACAAGUGCCAGCUGCCCGAGGACAUGGACCCGCUGUCGGUGAGCUGUGCCCUGACGGAGACCGGCACGCUGGUCAUCACCGCCCGGCGCCGCCCCGGUGCCCGUCCCGGCGAGCCCCCGCAGCCACGGUACCGCAGCGAGGCCACCUUGUGA
Apus apus (common swift) is the source of this 471-nucleotide messenger RNA. Its product is annotated as heat shock protein beta-7-like. Bases 1 to 471 code for a protein of 156 amino acids. The record is from RefSeq and is a predicted model, not a curated record. Lineage: Eukaryota; Metazoa; Chordata; Aves; Apodiformes; Apodidae. The transcript is spliced from 3 exons.